This is a messenger RNA of Nezara viridula (southern green stink bug), 6388 nucleotides long. NCBI's taxonomy places the organism in Eukaryota, Metazoa, Arthropoda, Insecta, Hemiptera, Pentatomidae. The record is from the annotation of a GenBank genome assembly.
UAUACAUACAUCAAUAAGAAUAAAUAAGUAAAAAUAUUACCAGGUUAAUCUUUGAUUAAAAACCUCUAACAUCAUUAAACCAGUCAAUGUUGUUCCUCUAUAGAUAGUUCCACAGAAUACUCCAACUCCAAGAAUACACAUUAUAGUUGCUAUAAGGGUAGCGUAUGGGACUCUUGUCAUACAUUCAUCACACUUACUCCCUACACAUAAUAAGAAAAAGAUAUAUUUAAGUAACCAGAGUAAAAUAUAUGAAUAGAAUAAAAUAUUAAAAUAGAAAACCAACGAGAUGCAUAUUCUGAACCCAAUGAACUUUCAAGAGAAUAUCUAUAUCUAUUUCUUAAUUGAUUGUUCCGAAUAUUAGACAUUUCAAAUUUACUGGGUGGUCCUCGUUGCAUGAUAACAACCAGUAACAAAACUGGGGUAAUCUAAGUGACGAAGUAUGAUUCUAUAAUGUAAAUAAGAUAAGGAAAGUACACAACAUAAACAAUAACUUCUGAGGUAACAGGCACACCCUAAUCCGAUGCUCAAACAAAUAACGUUACUUAUUGCACGCAAAUUAAUUUUUUACCUAGCACUUACCCAUACUGUUUUAUUAUAAUCCAAAUAACAAAACAAAGUAACAAAAUAUUAAAAAUAAUCUUAAUUUAAAAUGGUGAAAGUACGGGAAGGGUCAUUCAAUUGACAUUAUGUAUAAGUUAUGUAUAGGUUUUGUUUACCUUACUAUUGACAGCUAUCUUCAGCAGAAAUAACUAGAAGGCUGUGAAUUAAUGCUCAGUGGGAAGUUUUCGAGGGAAAGGUUCUGUGUUAAGAAAUUCAAAUUAAAGUAGUUGUUUUGUAUGAAAGUAUUACAUGUUGCUGCUUCGUUGUUUGAAUAAUGAACCCCGAAAAGGUUCUACCUCCUGGGGUAAAUGGAAAAAUAACUGGUUACCUUAUGGUCAAAGUUGAUGAAAUAUUUUGGGCCAGGAAUUCUCCUGGUGAAGUUGUUGUUCAACUACAGUGGUGGGGUGAAAAAGAUUGUGUUGUUUUUAGGCCUGAAGAUAUUACUCUUAAUGAGCCAAAGAAAAAACAUGACAAUUCUGUGAUAUACAAUAUUAAGACAAGCCCUGGACUUUUUGAAAGCUACUUGAGAAAUUGUGGUAGAAUAACAUUUACUGUUCUUAGAGGACUAAAUAAAAAUGUCAUUUUGGGAUCUGCUGUUAUCAAAGAAGUUGAGCAGAUCUUAGCUCUUAAACAUUAUCAUUCAUAUUUUUCUAUUUUUUCUCCUAAAGGCAAUAGAAUUGGUGAUCUACAUGUUAGUUUUGAGUUAACGUUUAAACAAACUGGUACGCGCCCAACACUGCGAAAGCCCAUUGAAGAAUGCCUUAAAGUUAAGCCUGAAAACAACCAUAAAAUAACUUACUCAGAUCAACUUUCUAGCCACGAGUGUAAUCCAGUCAAUCUCCAAGAGGAUAAAUUAUUUUCUAACAUUUUGCAAAAAGGAUAUGAACUACGAAAAGCCAUGGUUAUGUCCGUUCUAGCUGAUUGUCCUAUUGAUAAUCUAGAUUCUGUUGGCAGUUGUGAUCCAGACUUGAACUUUAUGAAACAAUGUUCCCGAGAAGAGGAGACCAAAUUAGUCGAUUUUCUUUUAGGUAAACAUAUGUCUGCAGAAGAAGAAGUAAAAGCACUCAAAACAUUACGUUGUCUUUCUCCUGCUGAAAACUUAGUUGAUAUUGCAAAAGUAGUCCCAAAAGAAGCUAAAAUUACCAAAUCUAAAUGUUGUCUUCAUGGUCAAGAUUGCAGAGAAGAAAAUAUUCUAGGUAUUGAAAAAAAAGAUGAAAAAUCAGAACAAGUUUCAUUAAAAACAAGUUCUACAUCUAGUGAUUUGGCCCAAAUAAGAGAGAGCGCUCAGUUUAUUGAUGAUGAAACUGUUUUAAAAAAAAAAGAAGAAACAAAAUUCAAUUGCUACCGUAUUGCUGUUUCUUCACUGAAAUUGAGUUCAGAUGGAAGCAGGAAGAUAUUUUAUGUUCCAGGUCAUAAUCACAAUCCUCCAGGUACUUACUUUAUUUUAGAAAUAAAGUUCCCAUCUAAAGGAGAAUUCAGUUCACGAAGUAUCAAAUUUCUCACCAAAAAGUUAAAGGGCCAACGUGUUGACUUUGAUCAAGGAAGUACUCAUCGCUUAUGUGGUGCUGUAACUUGGUCUCGUGUAUGUUCUCUUUUAAAUGGAUCAGUCUUUAAUGUCUCUUGGAGGCAUUUGAAUCAGCGACUACCAUGCCCACUGGGUUCUGCUAAGUUGGAAAAUUUAAAUCCAGAUACUGGUGCUUAUUCUGUGUGUCUUCCUAUUUAUAGUAAUACUAGGCUCUUGACAGGACAUCUUAAUGUUACUAUAAGUUUAGGAGUACUAGACAAUUUAAAAGAAGGAAUAUUCCAAAUCACAAAAAAACCUGAAGAAAAUCUUGAAGAUAUGAAUGAGUUCGAUAAUGAUAACUUCUCUUCAAAAGUUACUCAUAAAAUACAAUCCGAACCACUUGAAGUUGUAAGCUCUUCUCAUUCUACGAGUCCUGCUACUGCUAUCUCUGAUGAGGUAUUUCCUGUGACUCGGCUUGAUGAAGAAAUUUUGAAAACUAUUGAUCUUUUGAAUUCAAAAUCUGAUGACAUAGUGAAUAAGAAUCCUGUAGUUGAAAAACACGAGGCCUGUGUACAGACUACUCUGCCUUUUACAGAAACUAAUUGUUUUUGUCAAUGUCAAAAACCUGUAAAGGAUAGUGCUGAUGCUUAUAGGAAUGAAGAAAUUUCUUUAAAACAGUCAGAAGACAAUAAUCCAUGUAAAACUGCUCGUUGUGAUAAUGAAUUUAAAAAGUGCAGCAAAUUAGGAAGACAUUUUGAUAGAAAAGAUAAUAAUUAUGAAGAUUUUUCUAAAAUGUGCUUCAAUUACAAAGAUGAAUUUUCAGACAGAAAAAAAGAAAUUGUAGGUUUACCAUUGGACUUUGAAAAAACUAAAAUACAUGAUUUCACUGUGAAGGUUGAAAAAGUUGUUGGAAUUCCAUUGUUCACUGGGGACAAUGAUAUGGAUUGCUAUGUUGAUUAUAUCUUCCCAAAAGUAGACUGCAGUGGCAAAAUGGUGUUUGAUAAAGUAACAAAUGGAACUGGUAUACAGAUGGCAUUGAGGGAAACGGAAUUCAAAACAGUGAAUCGGCAUAAAAUCAGGUUAAAUUGUAAACUCACAAAGGCACUCAUGACCUUACCAGUUCAUGAAAUCACAUUUAGUGUUUGGGGUCGUUACUAUAGACCUAGACCUCGAGACUAUAUGCUGGGGAAGGCUGUUCUUCCACUCAUGAAAUUAAGUACUCUUGAACUGGUAUACUUUCAACAAAGGAAAAGAGAAGCUAUUUUUGAAAAGAUUAUCAUUCCCAUCAAUGUUGUUGAAUCUUCUGUAACAUAUGGAUACAAAGGUUCAUUUGGUGAAUUGCAUGUUAUUAUAGGUUACAGUUGUGCUUCUUCUACAUCAUAUAAAGAAUGGAGGGACAUAGGUAAAGAGUACUCUUCUGCUCAUGAGAUAUGUAAUAGAAAUGAAGGGCAUUGCAUACAUUCUUUCCAUGAUAGAAAUAUUCCUCUAAUGCAUUUUGACCAUGAUAAAGAGCCGGAUAACAGAGAAGUUAAUCAGAUUCCUAAUAAGUUAAAGCCUGAUUUUUCCCAAGUAUCUAGAAUAAAUUCCAGAAACAGAAUUUUAAAUUCUCCUGACUUUGUUCAAUCAAAUGUUCAUGCACGAACUGAUGCUAUAUAUCAUGAUUUAAAAACACAAACCAUUGAACAUUUGCAAAAUGAACAAGUUAUAACUGCAAAAGAAUCUGAGAAAAAUACCAUCCCCGUUAUGGAAAAUAAUACUAUAGAUGAAAUAUCUCAUGCAAGAGACUUAAAUUUGGAAUAUAUUGUUGAUAGACAUGGAAAUGAGCUGCCUGAAUUCAAUGGUCUUAAUGCUGAAGCUCCAAAUGGGAAAGGAACAACAAAUUUAAGUAGUUUAGUUGAAGAAGUUUUAUGGGAUAUGAAAGAGAGACAAGCAGAUAACAAUUUCAAAAAUAAAAGCCCAAUCCAUUCAGUUGUAUCAAAUCACGAGACUAUUCCAGAAGUCAUUGAUUCAAGAGCAUGUGGUGAUGCAUUUGAACUUUUUGAUUUAAAGGUUGACUUACCAAGUAGGGGAGAGUCUAUGGAUUUUGAAGCUAGGUCUCAGUAUAGUUUUUUGUCUUCUCCUCCUCAUAUGGUUCAUCAUUUCUCUAACCAACCCAGUUAUGUCAGAUUAGAAAGUGAUUCCUCUUUUUCUAUGAAAGACGCAACACAAAAUCCUAUUAACCCAUUUUCCAGACUUUCAAAUAUGUCUUUUUCAAUAAAUAGUGAUUCAUCUAUAUUUAAAGUACAUGAAGAAGGUAACAUGCCUUAUCAAACAAACAGUAGUAUUAAUUUAAAAAAAAAAAAAUCGCCUAUUAAUGAAAACAUUAUUAGUGAAGAAGACUCUUUACUUCCUGAAACAAAUUGUGAUCUUCCUGGUAUCAUUAAAAGUAACAAUAGAUUGUGCGAUAGUAGUAAAAGAAUUCAGAGAAACAUGAGCAUAAGUAAUGAUUCUGAAAAAGAUGAUGUUCAAUCAACUGAUGCUACCUUAAAGUCUUUAGAUUCUUUGAAAAGUUUUAAAGAAGAACUUGGCGGAAGAGAAAGCAAAGAUAUAGGGGUUGAAACUGACUUUGUUACCCAAAAUAAGGAUACUCAGACAUCAUAUACUUCUUAUAAAGAAGAACAAUUUUUCAAGGUUAGAGUACAACUUUGCCGUGCCCUUGGUUUACCUUCAGUUGAAGUGAGACAACCAAAUGGUAAAAUAUCUAUGGUGAAGCCCACAUCUUAUGCCUAUUUUUCAGCCAUGAUCGAUCGAAAACCCAGGAUAUUAAAAACUAAAAUUGUAGAAAAGAAAUCUAAUCCCAUUUGGAAUGAGUCUUGGGAUGUAGAUCUUCCCGUAGAUUUUUUGAAAAAGUGUGAUAGGGAACUAGAGGUAUUUGUCGAUCUAAAUGGUGGUACAGAUGAACCAGUCAGAGGAAGUGAUUGCAGUUCCCAGUGGCCGAUUGUACUUCGAACUGGUGUUGACCUAACUCCCAUUACGGCAGGUCUGGAGCAUGCCAGUGGUUGGUUCUCUUUGUCGGACAGAUCUCUUUUUUCUAGAGCACAACUGAAGGUUGUUGUAACACCAUUAGAAGAUGUUAGUCCUUUCAGAGAUGACUGGUUAAAGGAAUACACUAAAACUAAAGGAAAAAAGAUUGAAAUCAAUGUACCUGAUAGUUCUUCCAUAGCUACUUCACUGCAAGAAAAAUUAAAAGAGCUGGAAAAAUUAACAGAACGAAUGAAGAUUAAAAUGAAUGAUCGGCCUAACUGGAACAGUAGCCCUCCAUUCGAUCUUCUUACUGAGGUACAAGCUGUUAGAUUAUCCCAAGAUCAAAUCAAUCUUAAAUCUUGUGAAAGUGUUGGUGAUGUGCUUUGUUAUGCCAGCAGUUGCUCAGGAAUUGUUCAGAAAGUAGAAAAAGCAACUUCUCCCAUUGUCGUGGACUUAGUUGAAAAUAAUGACAUUCCUCCAGUAGCUGAACAUAAUAAUUGUUCUCCUGUAAUUGAUUUAGAGAACGAAGAAGAUAAAUCAGGGAUCUGUACAUAUACUGUUGAUGUUGAAAGUGGAUCAUCAAAUAAUGACAGUCUUGAAACACCAUCAGAGACAAUUGGUCGUAUUUUAUCGAAAAUGAGAAGUAAAAGAUAGCAUUUCUUCCAAAGAUUAAAUGGUUGACCUUUACAACUUAAGAAAGAAUUGAGAAACUAUUACUGUAGUGGAAAAUAUGAUAAUUUAACUAAUGGGACUAAUGUCAAAGUAAUUUAACCAAUAUAUAUAUUUUAUGUAUAUGUGUGCAUAUUAUCUGUACAAAUGAUGCAUUAUAAUUUUGGGUAUAAUAUACAAGGUGUUGAUUUUAAUAUAUUUAUUAUGACUAAUUAUUAAAUAUUUUUCUUUAGGAAAAUUCCAUAUUAUAUUUAUAGCUUAUUAAUGAAAUUAUCUAUGUAAUUACAAUGUAUAUAAAUUUUGAUAUUUAUUAGUUACUACUAAUUUAUACGAAUUAUCAUUAAUUAAAAAAAAUUAUGUAUCAAGAUAUAGUUACAAUUUUUUACUAACUUGUUAUUUUGUUAUAAGUUAUUUUAUUCAAUAAUAUUAAAAAUUGUUUAAUUUAAGAAAAAAGAAAAGCAAAUAUUUCAUUUCCCCAGAAUUAUUUUACUAUCCCAAAUUUUGUUUAAAUAAAAUAUUACAGGUAUAAUCAUGAAUAGGAAAUAUAAGGUCUAUACAUUUUUAUAUGAAGUUAUUUUAGUUUUACUAACUGAUGUUUAUAUAGAUUUUGGU